UGGCGAAGUAAAGGAAAUAAACAAGUGUUGGAUAUUCUUCACUUGCACUGUACAGCGCCUGACACUCCCCAAACCCAACCAACGCUGACUCCGAGUGUCCAUCCUUCGCCCACGGAUAUUAUGAACGAUCUGUCACUGUACCACACGCGCAAACCCGUUGCAUCGCCUAAACGGGCAGCAGGCCUCGCUGCGACUUUAAUACCCGACCGCUAUACCACCUCAAUCACACCAGCGCGGUAAUCCGGACUGUUCUGGAAAGAAUAUGAUUAUAUUCUAGCUUUACGGUAACCCCGAGUCCAGACAAUAAAAAUGAAUUGCUCCCCACCAGUCUAUCUGGAUUCUUGUUCUUGUUCUUACGACUCUCUCGCGAUUUUCUCAGGCGUCCUACAUACAUAUACAUGUGUUAACAAGUACCUUUCGUUCUUUGGCUCCGCAUAUACGCAGUCGGCGUCCCUGCAGUGGGAAAACAUAACAGAGUUAAACCUUCGUUCAACUUCUCGGCGGAGCAGAUUCAUCGAUCUACGAUAGCUUGCAAGCACGGCUUGAAGUUCCUUUCCAACUAUCGACAUGUCUCCUCCAACAGGACCAACACCCGAUCAGAUCGACUACAUGAUGGCGCAUGCCGACGACGAUCGCAGGCCCAUGAUGCUGGCAGUUCACUCAACGUUCCUCCUCUUGGGCUUCGUAUCCGUCGCACUGCGAUUCGGCUCGCGCAUCAAGAUCGGCGCGAAGUUGGGGACGGACGACUGGUUCAUCUUUGUCGCAGUGGUUGCACUGUGUGGCCAUGGCACGGCUUGUAUGAGUACCGUCCAGUGGGGGAUGGGUAGGCAUGCCAUCUUUGUUACAGAUCGCAAAUCCAUGUCCAAGACGAGUCUUGCUGCGACGACAUUUUACAGUUGCACCCUCAUGUUCACCAAGCUCUCCAUCUUGGCUCUUUACCAUCGUAUAUUCCAGCUCGCCCGUGGCUGGGUUCCAACGCUUUUGGGCGUCGCUGCCUUUGUGAUAGCACUGGGAAUUACUCAACCGCUUGUGUAUAUUUUGCAAUGUAUACCUGUCAGUGCCUUGUGGACGGAAGGCCCCGGUAGCACCAAAUGUGUAAAAUUCAAUUUGGCGAUUGUAUUACUGGGCUCAGUCCACAUCGUUACGGACUGGCUGCUCCUUAUUCUUCCUAUCCCCGUUGUCAUGGGACUUCAACUUAACAAGCGUGCGAAGUGGAGUAUAUGCUCGCUCUUUGCCGUUGGCGGAGUUGUCUGCAUCAUAUCAAUUGUUCGUCUCGUCAAGGCGAACAGAAUCAACAUGGUGGAUCCAUCUUGGGAUAAUGUUCCCGUUCAAGCUCUCAGCACGGUUGAAGGAAGUGUCGGUAUUCUCGCCGCCUGCAUGCCAACCUGGCGCCCCCUAUUCCGCUUCCUAAGCAAAGGUAUAACGCAGUACUUCUCAUACGGGCAAAACUCGCACCACGGCGGCCCCAACGAAAAGAAAUCGUUCCCUCACUCCGCUGCCUCAACUCUCUACAACCGUUCCGGCAGCCGCUCUCCCAACCCAGCCAAGAACCCACCGCCGUCCCCCUUUGCCACCGACAUGAAUCACUUAGGUCCUUACCUCGACCCCGCGUCUGCGAAUACGAACAUUUAUCCAAAUCUUCCAAGCCCCGUGCGCUCCACUCAUAGAGCUAGCUGGAAAGCGCACUCAAAGCGGAACGACAGUGGAGAUAGCGUCGAGCAGAUGCUGCAGGGGAGGGUACACGGGAUGGCCAUGGACGAUGUUGAGCUGGGCGACUUGAGGAGGAGUAGUGAUGCGAUGGAAAUUACCACCGCCAUGCGAAUGGAAAUUAGCCCUGUUGGGAUUGGGAUGCCGGGGAGAGUUGCUAGAGUGACUUGAAACGGGAUGAGUGACCAUCAUUCUACGACAACCACGAAAAUAAAGAGCUCAGCGAAUACGAGCCGAAUCCAUGAUCACGGUACAGCACAAAUCUGUUCUUAGGAGAGAGGGAGAGAAAGCGUUAACGAAACACUUACCCAACACAUCUCAUCCCGCAGCCAACCACCACACGAACAACCCGCCUUCGAAGAGAUUAUCCAAAGGCCAACCCAACCUCCAAAAACAAAUCAGCCCCGCGAUCAACCCGGCGCCGCUCGGAACGAUCCACCAACCAGUCUCGCCGCUUCAUGCCCACCCAAGCCGCCUUGUCAACUUGUCCAUCAAACGCCGGCCCGAUUCCGAACAACGCCGUCGCGAAACCUCACCUUCCAUUUCCGUGUAGCCACCGACGUCCGUUUGCUUGUCAAUACAAUGGGAAACCCUCUAGCACCAAUCAAUACCAAUUCCUCAAUAGGAUU
Molecule: messenger RNA, 2336 nt
Organism: Periconia digitata
Lineage: Eukaryota; Fungi; Ascomycota; Dothideomycetes; Pleosporales; Periconiaceae
Source: the annotation of a GenBank genome assembly